GGCAAUAUAAACUUGUAGCUCCAUGGACCCUGCAGGGGUACUAGCGUAAAUUUCGCCGCUCCGAAAAUGGUGAUUUAUUGACUAUCACACUUGUUUUGUCGCCGCCGCAGCUGCUGCCAAUCCCCUGUUUCCUGUUCCAAUUUUUUACUCCAAUGCUAGUUUUCUUCGCCAUGUCCUCUGCUCCUCGCGCUACCUUCCGCCUCCUUCGCCCAUGCUCGCCGUCGACCUCGAUAAGGCCGUCCUUCGCCGCCUCAGAUGCGGCGGCGUCGGCGCCUCGCGAAAGAGCCUCCUUCUCGUCGCCGUUGGCAUCUCCGUCGCUGCGCUCUUCCUCUCUCUUUUCCCCUCUUCCACCUCCCGCGUCUCUGACCUCUUCUCCGCCGCAGAUUCUCACAACGAACUAUUCCUUUCAUCUUCAGCUCCUCCUCCGCCUCUCGUUACUCUUCCCGCUUCUACAACUCAGGGCGAGGAGCAUCUUAUUUUCCUGAGCCCAUCGGGAUCCCCUGGCCCAGCCGCAGCUCCGCAUAGGUUUCCGCCUUCCCCUUCUCCAAUUGGGGAUUUUGAUGCCUUGGCCAUCUACCUAGAUGAGUUUGACCUAAAGGAGCCGCCUUUAGAAGAUGCGCUUGUUCUUGCUCCAAGUCCCACUCCCGUAGUCAAUUUCGCUGCCGCCGAGGCGAAUUCAUCUAAUACUGAUGGGAAAACGAAGUCUUUUGCUCCGGAGCCCCCAAGACGUCCUGCCAUAAAGACCCCUGCUUUUUCGCCAAAGAAUACUGAUCGGCAGCUGGUGUACGCCAAGAAGGAGAUCGCUAAUGCUCCUCCUGUCUUCAACGAUCCUGAUCUCCAUGCUCCAUUGUUCUUGAAUGUUUCAAUGUUUAAGAGGAGCUACGAGCUGAUGGAGAAAAUUUUAAAGGUGUACAUCUAUGGCGACGGUCCCCGGCCCCUCUUCCACACUCCAGAGCUUGGAGGCAUCUACGCCUCCGAAGGAUGGUUCAUGAAAUUAAUGGAGGGUAGCAAAAAGUUUGUGACAAAGGAUCCUGAGAAGGCUCAUUUGUUCUACAUGCCUUUUAGCUCGAGGCAGCUCAGAGCAAAUCUUUAUGUUCCUGAUUCACAUAGCAACAAACCACUGUCCAUAUUCUUAAGGAAUUACAUCAACAUGAUCUCUGCCAAGUAUCCUUUCUGGAACAGGACGAGAGGAGCUGAUCAUUUCUUUGCAGGCUGCCAUGAUUGGGCAACUUACAUCACUAGACUGCACGGGGAGCUACGAGACAACGCGAUCAAAGUCGUGUGCAAUGCAGAUGUCUCCGAGGGCAUCUUCAUUCGAGGGAAGGAUGUGUCUCUUCCGGAGACCUACAUCAGAAACCCCAAGAGGCCUCAAAGAGGCAUCGGUGGUCGGCCCAGCUCCAAGAGGUCCAUUCUGGCCUUCUUUGCCGGUCACAUGCACGGCCGCGUGAGGCCCAUCCUCAUCGGCUUCUGGAAAGGUAGAGACCCAGAUAUGAGGAUCUAUGAAGUGUUGCCGGAAGAGGUUGCUGCUAAAAUGUCAUAUGCCCAACACAUGAAGUCGAGCAAGUUUUGCAUCUGCCCGAUGGGCUACGAAGUGAACAGCCCGAGGAUCGUCGAGUCCAUCUACUUCGAGUGCGUUCCAGUGAUCAUUGUCGAUCACUUUGUACUCCCGUUCGAGGAGGUGCUCGAUUGGAGGGCGUUCUCUGUGGUGGUCGCGGAGAAGGAUAUACAAAAUUUGAAGGACAUCUUGUUAGGAAUUGGCGCGGAACAGUACAGAAUCAUGCAGAUGAACGUGAAGAAGCUGCAAAAGCAUUUUCUGUGGAAUGCUAGGCCCAAAGAGUAUGAUCUGUUUCACAUGACACUGCAUUCCGUUUGGUAUAACAGACUGAAUCAGAUUGAUUUGUAGCAACGAAAUGAUGUACCCUGUAGUUGUUAUAUUCUUGUUUUUGAAAUAUUGAUAACAGUUUUCUGAAGUGGGUUAAAAACGAUUGUGCUUUCUGGAUCAUCUAAAAUACAAAUACUUAUUCAUUGAUUAA
Molecule: messenger RNA, 2033 nt
Organism: Zingiber officinale
Lineage: Eukaryota; Viridiplantae; Streptophyta; Magnoliopsida; Zingiberales; Zingiberaceae
Product: probable glycosyltransferase At5g20260
Exons: 6
Coding region: 212-1903 (563 amino acids)
Molecular function (GO): glycosyltransferase activity
Source: RefSeq, a predicted model, not a curated record